Molecule: messenger RNA, 2631 nt
Organism: Rotaria socialis
Lineage: Eukaryota; Metazoa; Rotifera; Eurotatoria; Philodinida; Philodinidae
Source: the annotation of a GenBank genome assembly
AUGACACAUUUCUUCGUAUUGAAAUGGAUUGUGAUGCUAUUUUUCCUUUGGUUCUCAUCUGCGCAACAGUGUGAUCAACCUGUAACAACGGCACGAUUCGAUUGCUAUCCUGAGCCUUCUAUAUCACAAGAGAAAUGUCUUGCUCGCAAUUGCUGCUGGAAUCCGACAAAUCAGUUAUUAAAAGCUCGCUCAGCCAAUAAUUCUCUUGAAAUCGGUGUACCUUUGUGUUAUUAUCCACGCGAUUUCCCAGCUUAUAAAAUGACUUCUAAUGAAUCAACUGCUUUUGGUCAACGGCUAAUAAUUGUUAAACAGCAGUCGACCUAUAUGCCGAAUGAAAUCUUAAAUUUAACAGUUGAUCUUUUCUACGAAACAGCACAACGAUUUCGUUUACGAAUUUAUGAUUCAACAAAAGAACGCUUCGAAGUACCACUUGAAGUACCUGUUGUUAAAACAAAAGUUAAUGUCACUGAUUACGAAGUGUCAGUUAGUCAAGCACCUUUUUCUAUUCUUGUCAAACGAAAAUCGACUGGUGUGACAAUCCCAUUUCUUUAUGGUCUUGGUGAACAUCAACAACCUUUGUUGAUCAAUGUCACAAAUCAAUGGAAAAAGCUAACAUUUUGGACUCGUGAUACUGCUCCAGCUCAGCAUACCAAUCUGUACGGUGUCCAUCCAUUUCACAUCAACGUGGAAAUGAAAACCGAUAUGUCGACUAAUUUUCAUGGGCAAUUUUUUCUUAAUUCGAAUGCCAUGGAUAUUGAUCUGCAACCAUUACCCGCCAUUAGUUAUACAACAAUUGGAGGUAUCAUUGAUUUGUAUUUAUUUACUGGGUCUAGUGCGCAAGAUGUUAUUCAACAAUAUUGGGAUGUGAUCGGAAAGCCUACAAUGCCACCCUAUUGGUCGCUUGGCUUUCAUCUGUGUCGCUAUGGUUACAACAGUAUCGAAAAUUUACGAGCCGUUAUUCAGCGAAUGCAUGAUGCCGAAUUUCCAUAUGAUGUUCAAUGGACAGAUAUCGAUGCAAUGUCUUCUAGUCUUGAUUUUACCUAUGAUCAAAACAAUUUCCAUGGUCUACCAGAUCUUGUUCGUUCUUUACAGUCUGAAGGUAAACAUUAUGUCAAUAUCAUUGAUGUCGGUAUUAGUUCUACACAACCAUCUGGAACGUAUCCACCAUAUGAUGAUGGUUUGAAAAGAGCAAUUUUUAUGACUAAAUUCAAUUCAACCGUGCCGAUUGCAGGAAAGGUUUGGCCAGGAUUAACAGUCUUCCCAGACUUUACAAAUGCCAGUACUAUCGAAUGGUGGACGAAUAAUGCUGCUACAUUUCAUGAUAUCAUACCGUUCGAUGGCAUUUGGAUUGAUAUGAAUGAACCAUCAAAUUUAAUCGACGGUUCUUACGAUGGUUGUACAAAUAAUUCAUUAGAUAAACCUCCAUUUGUUCCAAAUGUUCUUGGCAAAUCACUCAGUUCAAAAACACUGUGUCCAUCAGCACAACAUGCAAUAUCUUCUCAUUAUAAUUUACACAAUAUGUACGGCUAUUUCGAAUCAAUAGCAACACAUCUUGCACUAAAAACAAUUCGUCACAAACGACCAUUUGUUUUAUCACGUUCGUCUUUUGCCGGCUCAGGUCAAUAUGCUGCUCAUUGGACGGGUGAUAAUGACGCGACGUACGAAGAUAUGUAUUUUUCAAUUUCGGACAUUCUCAGUUUUAAUAUGUUCGGAAUGCCCAAUGUUGGCGCUGAUAUAUGUGGCUUUCGAGAUGAUACAAGUGAGGAAUUGUGUACACGAUGGAUGCAACUGGGUGCAUUCUAUCCUUUCAUGAGAAAUCAUAAUGGUGUUCAGAAGGAUCAAGAUCCAGCUGUAUUUUCGUGGACAGCUCAACAGAUUAUGAAACAGGCACUUAUAAUGCGAUAUUCAUUGGCUCCAUUCUGGUAUACUCUUCAUUACAGAGCAGCGAUAGCAUCGGAAACUUUAUUGCAACCACUUCAUUUCGAAUUUUUCAAUGACAACAAAACAUUGGGGAUCGAUCGACAAUUUCUCAUUGGCCGUGCCAUUCUCGUCUCACCAAAUCUUGUUUCAAACGUAACUACGAUACAGGCAUAUAUUCCAGAAGAUGUUUGGUAUCAGUUCCCGUCUGGCGUUCAAGUGAACGUUGUCGGUGUAUUUGCCGAUCUUGACGCUCCUUUAGAAAAGAUUAAUAUUCAUAUUCGAGGUGGUUUUAUUAUUCCUAUGCAAAUACCCGGAGAUAAUUUAAUGCUCGGCCGUGGAAAUUCAUUUACUUUACUUAUCGCGCAGUCAGCAUUGGGAAAUGCAACUGGAAAUCUUUUUUGGGAUGAUGGUGACUCCAUGGAUUCUAUCGAAACAAGCACGUAUAACUACUUUGAAUUCUCAGUUGUUUCAAAUACAUUGACGAUCAAUGCAAUCGUAGAAAAUUACAAAGACUCACCAAUGCGUUUAGACCUUGUUCGCGUUUUUGGUGUUAGCAAACCAGUGACGAAUGUGACUGUCAAUGAAAAAGAUCACAAGGAAUAUUUCUAUAAUAUUCCUGAUCAAAUUUUAAUCGUGUAUGGCCUCGAUAUGGAUAUGCUUGCUCAACUUAUUCAAACAAUCAAAUGGACGACAACAACAAUAUUUGAUUAG